Molecule: messenger RNA, 6084 nt
Organism: Volvox carteri f. nagariensis
Lineage: Eukaryota; Viridiplantae; Chlorophyta; Chlorophyceae; Chlamydomonadales; Volvocaceae
Exons: 36
Coding region: 1-6084 (2027 amino acids)
Cellular component (GO): cytoplasm
Source: RefSeq, a predicted model, not a curated record
AUGGACGAAGGAAGGGGAGCUUCCAGGGGAAGUCCGCGAUCAGGUCAAACAGCUGGCCCUCAAGCACAAGUUGCUGCUAGAAUUUCUUCUCAUUCUGGGCAACAACUGGACCUCGCGUCUGGACCCCAGAAACCUAGUCGGGCUAUACAGCGCCCCAAGCUAGCCGCCUUGCCGAGCAAGAGCUUGAGCUUCACGCUCACCAGCGGGCAGUUUCCUCAGGCCGAUGCUCCACUUGGCGUUCUUGUGUCGCCAAGGGGAACCUUCAUUGGCCCCACUCCUUCCAGUCCGGGGCGCAGCCCCUCAUGUCCCCGACCAGGCACCGGCGGCGGCCUUGGCUUGAGCCCCCGACUUCACAUAAACAGCCCAUGCGCAACGCCGCGCCGGUCCUCUGAUAUUGACGCGAGCUCUGACGGUGGGCCAUGCGGCGCGGCAGAAGCAAAUUUCUGCCGCAGUAGCCGCGCAAUGCGUCCCUGGGAUCAGGUAGCCGGCGGUGUUGAUAACGCUAGCUGCGGCAGUGCAGGGCCGGAGCAGUCUAGCCGAGCAACAGCAGCGACACCGACAGGUGGCCAGGUCAUCGUGCCAGCUGGCGGUCCGGCAAGCGUAGGUGCGGCCGCCGUCACCACCACAGCUAUGCGUGGUGCUGGUAGUAGCACUGGUCGGCCCCAGCCCCGCUCUACAAUUGAGCCAGGUUCGGAUGCCCAGGAAGACGUCUCGCAUCAGCAAAUACAUCAAUUGCAACAACAAGAGCAUCAUCGGGAGCAGCAGCUGGAGCUGGAGCUGGAGCAGCAGCAGCAGCCGGUGCAACAGCAGCGCCACACCCGCCCGACCUCGUCCACGCUCAAGUCUAAAACUGUGCUGCUAAACUUCAACGAGCCCCCAAGCGGCGCAGCUGCGAUUGCGGUUGCUUUCCAUGCUGGAGACGACAUCAACAGCAGCAGCAAUGACAUUAAUGACCUGGCGCCGCCGCCGCUUUCGCCCGAGGCCCGGGGCUCGACCGGCAACGCACCGGAUGGUUCAAUGCUUUUUGUUCGCUCCCCAGAGCCAGACACCAACGACGGCGGCUACUCCAGGGGCAGGUGUGCAGCAAGCUCCGACGCCGUCAUCCCCCGCGGAAAUUCCAAUGGCAACUGCUUCAGCAACAGCGGCAGCGCCCCUUUCCAGGCUCGCGCACUGAAGAGGAUCAUUGAGUGUUGUGAAAGCCGCGCCCAUCCCUGCCAUGUGACCGGUUCGGAUCCGCCUGCUGCGUCCAGUCGCAUGCCACCGCCGUCCAGCAUGUACGGCGGCUACUCGUCACCACCUUUCCUGAUGACCAAGCUUCCCCCGCCACGGGGCAGCCCCCGCCGCGGCGGCACGAGCAGCCCUGCCACCUCCAGCAAUGGUAGUUUACAAGGAGGCAUGGCGCAGCUACAAACUCCACCAUACACGCCCAACACUGUCGCGCAGCUGGGAACAGGCCCAUCGGAAACGGAACUGGGCCGGUCAUCGCCGGUGCCGCCAGUGGUGUCCUCAGCCCCGGUGUCCCCGGUGCGGGGUUCCACGGUACCCAGCGGCAACCCCCCGGGAUGGUCGGGUGCGGCGGAGGCUGGAGCAGCACUGGCGGCUGGCUCAACCCAGGGGACCUCAGGGCUGUCGGAGGCUCAGCGUGCGGCCCAAUCCCAUCCCAACAUAGAGCAGAUUCUGAUGGGGUCUGCAGCAGCGCCGUCCAUGAGGGCCAUGACCCCUUCAUCCACACGGCCAGACUAUCAAAUGCAACAAGCAUUCCGUAACCUCAGCGCUGGCAAGACUCUGAAGAUGAGUGCCCGGGACGAUGUGAUGGAGUUGCAGCGUGCUCAGCUCUAUGCGGAUGCAGCCCUCCUGCGUCAGGUGUCCGCGCUGGUCGCUCCGCAGCAGCAGCAGCCGCGGGGGGCUUCGCCCCAACCUGUCCGGUCCUCGUCACCAGUGCUUGUGGGCGCGGGCCUGCGCAACGCGGUUGGCCGUCAGGUCGGGCAGGCGGCUGCGGCAGGGGCGGCGGCAGCUGCAGCGCUUAUGAACGGCACAGCUGUCGGCCGCUGGACCCUGACCCCAGAGAACAGUCGUCGCACGCUCAACCCACACGACCAAGCAAAGGCUGCUAUGCCGGAGCCUCGUUCCGUCAUUUCCGAGGCAUCUGUGGGUUCAGGCACCGGAGCGGCGGGCGCUGCAGCUGUGGCCCAGCCGGUGGUCAGCCCGCCGGCGGGUGUGGUGCCCUUCUCUCCUGACGAUGUUGCCUUCCAACCGGUGCUGACUCGGGAUGCGGAUGGAUUCUUGCUUGAGAGCCUCAUCAUGGGGCAGGAGAGCGCACUGACGACCGCGAUAAGUGGACUGGUGGUGCAGGCCAACGAGGAGUCCGAGGAGCUGCGCCACAACACGGCCGUGCUGACCCAGACCCUGGAGCGUAUGGGCUCACGGGACAAGGAGCUCAGAGGGCAGCUGGCGACCGCCAACAUGGAGCUGGACAGGUUGCGGCAAGUGGUGACAGCCGGGGAGGUGGACAGCCUCUCGACCCGGCUAAUGGAGGCUCAGGCGGCCGGGGAUGCGGCACGGCGGGAGGAGCUCGAGGCCGAGCUGUACGAUGUACGGCAGGACCAGGCUAUGACAGCCGCCCGCGCCGCCAUGUUCGAGUCCCAGGCCAGCGCUCUGGCCACGGAGGUCCGCAACCGCACCCCGCGACCCACCCGAUCUCUGGGCAUGUUGGAUGAGCUGCUGUCUGACUACGCCAGUGAGAAGGCAUGUGCAAUGGCGGCACUUGCCGCAGGUGCGGCCCCCCUGGAGCUCCACCGCCUCAUGCUGGGCAUCACCAGCGACGGCGAGGACAUGAACAACUGGGUGCAUGUGUUCGGCGCCGCGCAAGCCGCGGUCCCGCCCUGGAGCGAUCCCGUCACACACGCCGCUGCGACGGCACCGCAGCAGGACCUCUCCGUCGCCGGAGCUGCUGCCGCGGCGCUGGCGGCGACAACGGCCGCGGCAACAACUACCACAACGACAAAUGGCGGUAGCGGCAGCAACAGCGGCACCAACACGCCGAACCGGUCGGGCCGGAGCAUUGCGAUGGCUUCGGUGCAGUUGGCCCUCCUGAGUCGCCGAGGGGUCAGCUUUGGCGGGCCGCGCGCAAGUCGCAGCUCCUCCGGGCUGUCCCUGGACGGGGGGCCCCAGCAGUGGCCAGGCGGCGAGGGACAGGCUGUGUCCACCGCGGGCCCUGAGGGCAUCAGCGGCUGCUCCCCUGCUCGCCUGAGUGCCAUGGGGGCCCCCAGAGCCUCCCCAUCGCGGCCGAGCACGAUGGGCGGAGUUGGAGGCGGGGAUGCCGCAGCCACUGCUCGUCGUCAGGCCAUGGCGUUGGCUCAGCAGCAGGCGUAUAUGAAGCGGCUGCAUUCGUGGCUCGUCUCCCUAAUGGAAGACGGCGAUGUGCUUGUGCUGAGGCGCCUGUUCCCUGACGAGGCGGUGGACGCCAUGGGCGCGGCACUGCAGCUGGGGGUGCCUAUUCGGGCAAUGUCUUGCUGGCUGCUGGGCUGCCUGUCACCCGGGGGAUAUAACUUCCUGCCGUACAAGGACCUCGUGGGUCUUCUGUCCAGGCAGUUCCAGCACACACCCCUGGACCUGGGGGGCCCUAUCACUUCGGGCCUGGAGCUGGCCUCCAAGAGCACCGGACAGCGGAUCAAAGAAAUGGAGGACAAGGCGGAGGGGCUGCACAGGGAGGUGGUUCGUCUCAAGCGCUGCCUGGCGGACCACAAGCGGGCGGAGAGGGCCCGGGUGAAGGCGGAAGUGGACGCCAAGGAGCGCAAGGUGGUGGUGGGGGCGGUGGCCCGCGAGCGGCCGGUGCCCCCGGUCCACGCCUUCAUGGCGGCCAAGUGGUCGGACUUCUUUGAGGGCCUGGGCUGCAGUGACAAGGUGCCCAAGGUGCUGCACGCGGAGGGCCGGGUGUUCAACAGGAGGGUAGGGUACCUGGUAAGGGGGUCGCGGAGGCGCAUGGAGAAGGUUGAUGCCGAGAAGCUCGUCAACACCAUUUGGGCGGCUAAGGCGGAUUGGCAGUCCCGCAACCCGGGAGCCCGUACGACACUGGCGGAUUUCGUACUCACCUUCAUGCAGCGCAAGUUCGUCAACCCCCGCACCGUAACCGAGACUGCCUACAACCUGAUGUACACUCUGGGUCAGCACUCGUACGACCCGGACUGCCAGCUCUUCAUUCGGGUGCGGUCGGGUGCGGUGGGGGGAAUUCCGGGAGACGAGGGAUCAGGAGGGAGGUGUGGGGGCCCCACCCACCUGUUCCCCGCCGGGGAUCACCCAGCCCGCAGUGCCGCCCGCGGCCAGAUUUUCCUCGGCGAGGUGGACGAGGGCAUCCGGGCUGAUGGGGAGGAGUUGCAGGCUGACCUGAUCCACAUGCUGGCAGGGCCUUUCAGGUUGGAGGGCGUUACUGCGGGUUUCUUUCCGUACAAGAGCCGGGCCCGCUUUGAAGAGCUGCUGGAGGCUCUGGACACUGAGUGGUCGGGCUCCGAGACCAUCAUGUACCGGCGGCUGUUCGACGCCGACCGGGAUCUCAACCAGGGGGUGUUCGCGGAGACCAUACGCACGCAGCAUAUCGAGGAACGGCUGGAGGCGCUGCAGGCUAUCGAGGACGCCCUGGUCGACACAGCGAGCAAGGCCCGCGUGCACUUCGUACCGCCAUCGCUGCUUGCCGCCGUACUGAAGUCCACCGUACAAGAUUGUAACGACGAAUGUAUACGGCAGUACCUUCGAGUCGUGUACGGCAGCGAUGGGGGCAUCCGCCAUGCUGAGGCGGCCGCACCCGCCGCCAACACCUCGUUCUACCGCGCCACUGCCCACUCCAACAAGAGUCGCGGCAAUGGGGGCUCCCCCGGCCGCUUCGCUUCCGCGGCCGCCCAAGCCGCCGCCGCCGCCGCCGCCGCUGAGGCCAGGGAGUCCCUUCCGACUGUGGAGGGGGCUGUGGCCCUCAUCCGUCGCGGCUGGGUGCCGGACAUUCCCACCUUGUCUCCGGCGGUGGAGCGCGGUGACGACAUCCAGAGCCUCCUCACGCCGCGGAAGGUCAGCUGGGCGGCUGCCCUGGGGCAGGUUACAAGCAGAGGGGGAGCGGCACCCGCACCCGCACCUGCAGGAGCAGCGGCAGCAGCAGCAGGCGGCAGCGGGGCUGCUGCUGCUGCUGCUGUUGCUUUUGCCUCGGCGCUGCCCGGCUGGUCACCUGGUCAGAGGGCGGCAUUCAAGCGGCUGCGCUUCCUGCGCGCCAUGCAGUCAGUGAGGGAGGCCUGGCUGCAGCCCUCACCCUCCAGCCCUCACCCUCAAGGCCACCCAACAACUUGCACGCAUCCAUGUCCUGAUGUGGGCGCCUCAGGGCCGUUGGGAAGCACCUCAGUGGAACCGGUGUCGGCCUUUACCGAGAGGAGAGGGUCCGGCCAUGAGGGCCCCGGAGCCACCCCAGGGCCCGGCUCCGCCAAGCCCGAGUCCGACCCCGGCAGUGGGGCCCAGCAGGGCCCCGAUAACCCCAGGGAGGGCCAGCAGGAGGAGGCGGACGGCGGGGCGCCCAAGUUCACGCUGGUUGGGGCCGCUGCGGCUGCGGGUAUACACAUCUCCUCAAUGGACUCACUGCCCACCGCCAAGGACUUUGCGGGCCAGGAGCAGCCCGACCUGGCGGCGCUGGAGGGGGCCCAGAAGAUACUGACCGCCCAGCUCACGGCCGCCGCGGCGGCCAUCACGGUCGCCGCGGCAGGCAGCGGCACCGCUGGCGCCAAAGCCAAAGCUGGGAUUAGAGGUCCCAACCCCGCUGCGGCUGCUGCAGCAGUGGAGGAGGUGGGCGAGCGGCUUCAACGGCUGCGCGCCCUGGGAGCCAUCAUCUCCACGCUGCUUGAGGAGGGGUCCGAGGUGCCUCCCUUCGCUGCCUAUCUAGCCCUCCUGCCUGGGCUCCUCUCGCUGCGGCAGGGGGUGGCGGCAGAUGCCCCGCGCUCUCCAGCACGCUACCGCAGCCGCGCUCUCACCAAAAUCAACAACGACCAGUCAGCAGGUCCACCGCUCCGCACUUUGUCCCUCGUCCGGCAAUCAGCAAGCACUUUUCGUACCUAA